UCGGGGCGGGGCUCCGCUGCGCGCCGGCCAUUGGGGCCUGCGAUCAGGCGGAGGGAGGUGGUGGGGUCAGGGGGGAGGGCGGGGAAGGCUUUGCUCGGUGCACUCGGCGCUGGCUGUCACCUGCGCGGGGCUGCAGAUAAAGAAUGAAGACUGUCUGUACCAUUUUGAUUACCUCUUCUAGGGUUCAAAGAGAGAAUCAUUUCCCCUGAUCUUCAUUUGCUAAUGGCUCAGCUUGAUCUAACUGGUACACAGAUAAACUUGCUGUUAAACAAAAAUUCCGGUAGGAAGAACCACCUCAAUGUCCAAAAUUCCUUUGCCCCUGCUGAUGCCGGUGGCUCUCUGUAACCAUCUAAAAGCCGAACUGCGCAAAGUCACGAGAGCUGUUCCCAAGAAGCUCCUAUGUGAAUGGACAGUGCUGCCGUCCUCUUGAGAGAUGAGAUGAAGGACCCGUCACAAUGACAGCUCUGCAAGUUCCAAAUAUGAGAGUCGUGCAUAUGGAGUUCCAUGCGUUAUCUCCAGAGUGAUCUUCGUUCUUGUUAAGCUAAUUUCACCUCUUGUCACAAGUUUUGCUUUUUGGAUUUAGACCAUCAGUAGCCACGGGACUCCUGUGUAAAUCAGUCUUUUUCUUUUUCUUUUUCUUUUUUUUUUUUCACUAUUUUACACAGAGACUGUUAUCAGGACUGUUAGUGGAAUAAGCAAAGCCAAUAUUCACAGGGUUUAACUUCGUACCUAUAGCACCUUUUGCCCCAGAAUGCCUUACAAACACCACGCAGCACACACAUCCCAGCGUACAACCUCUCACGACAUUUCUAUUCACUUAGGCACCACCUUAGUUGCCCAAGCCGACUUCUAGGGACAUUUCAGCACGUAGCAUCUCAUACAGACGUCACCCAGAGGUGCCUUUCAGGUCUGAGAGCUUUCUCCGUGAAUGUAUUCAGAGCUAAAGAGACCAUGCGUGCAUCCUGCGGGUUGAUGCCGUCCACCUGAGCAGCGUCCCGGAGCGGCCGAGGGAAUGGCAGCGGGAGGGCACGCUGGCGCUCCUCCUGUGCGGCUGUGGGUGCGACGUGUAGGUGUUUACUGCGACGAGCACCGCAAAACGUGGCUUGUGGCUGCGGAAGAGGAGGAAGGUAUGCUGAGGGCUCGGAUCCAAAGAGUUCAGGUUCCCCUGGGUGAGGCGCUGCGACCCAGCCAGCUCCCCCCAUCCCGGCUGCCUCAUAUGUGGCAGCUGUCCCAGGGUGAGCAGUACAGGGAUAGUAACUCUCGCGUUUGGGAGAUAGAGCACCAUCUCAUGCUUGGUGGUGUUGAAGAACUGCUGCUUAAACUCGUGCCUGGUGAUUAAUCUGGAGCAGUGGCUCUAGGAGGAUGUCGUUGUAUAUUUUGUACAAUAAAUGAUUCUCUCUCCACUGAAAUGCAGCCACCUCUGAGGUGGAAGCAGUUAAACAACACACAGCAACAUCACACAAGAGUUUAGGACAGGCAGUGAAGAGGAGUAUUGUGUCCAAGUGAAACAUCAGGGGGAGUUCUAGUUCUCUGAACAUGUCCCAGAAGGAUCCCUGCCAGAAACAAGCCUGUGAAAUACAGAAAUGCUUGCAAGCGAACAACUACAUGGAGUCGAAGUGUGAAACUGUGCUUCAGGAGAUGCGCAAGUGCUGUGCCCGGUACCCCAAGGGCAGAUCCAUCUGUUGUUCAGGGUUUGAGAAAGAAGAAAGGGAGAGAGAAAAGCUGAAGGCGACUUCAGGACGAAUUCCCCCACCACCUCAGUAACACAAUGCAGCUCCAGCAGGUGCCGGAGCACAGACUCACCUGUAGAGCUUGUGUGUGUUUUUUCAAGCCUUCUUUAGACUUUCAGGAAAGCCAGAUCGCUCCUGGAACACACCACCCGGCACACCAAAAAGUAUAAUGCAGUACCAACAGAUGGCCUGGUUAACAGACUUUAUUCUCUGUACCAAAACAUCCUCUACGUUGUCUUUGCAUUGCGCUUGUGUCUGUGAAAAAUCAAUUUGGUGUUCUUAGAAUGCUUACCUUACUCUAAUCCAUCCUUGCUCGCAAAAUGGAGAACUGGAACCAAGUUAUUCUGGCUUCUGGAGCGAGAGGUACAGGAAAUAAGUUCAGCAGAGUGAGUGAGUUUAAGCAUGACACAAGCCCAUCUUGACACAGCAAAGGUAUUGCUGCCGUCGUGCAGUAGUUCCAGACAACAUUUGCCUGUCCAGUGGUUCAAGCUCAAGAAUGGGAAUCAGGUCUUGGGAUUGUUCCUAGGUCUUGCAUAGAUCACGAGUGACUACACGUCACUUUGCCUAAGUGCCUCACUUUCCCACUGGACAGACUUUUGUUUACUUUAUAUUUGAAUUGCCUACACGCUGCUAUUUGCAUGACAAAGAUGUUACAGGAACAUUAUUUCAGGGAUUGCUACAGGAAUAGGAUUUUUUUAAAAAAAGCAAUAUUCAUUUGAAAGAUCUGACUGUUGAUAUAAAAUUUAUAAAUUUAUGUACAAUUGAACACCUUUAAGCAAUAUGUUACAAACCCAGCGUAGUUCAAGCUGCUGGUACCCAGAGGCCUGUCACAAAGCCCUGGGCUAGAUCCAAGAACUGAUUUAGGCGCUGCUUACUGAAUAAGCAGUUGUAGCACUUGGUUUCAACACAGCAUUCCAGACUCACUCACAAGCCAGCUGUGUCAGGACUCCAGGGAGAGAUGGCUUUUCAGAAGCUCUCACCCGUGCAGCAGAAUUUCCUGUGACCUGUAGGAAGAGCUCAGCAGACAGGUUCCUGCAUCACCCUUCAGAGUUGCCUCAGUCUCUCCGUCCCCCGUAGCAGGAGUCCAGGCACCGCAGCAGGUGCCAGGUCCACUGUAGGGCCAGGCACCCCAAUCUCAGACUUCAAACCCACUAGGCUCCUAACUCUGUCAUUAGAUCUAGCCGUAAAGGACUUUUGUGCUGUGAUCAAGUACAACUUUUACAAAAUACAGCUUCUAUAAACAGACCACUGUAGUCUAGGCACAAUAGCUGAGUGUAUUGAAGCCUAGAAAAGCAAACCAUCUGUAUUCACUGCUCUGAAAUACAAAAUAAAUGACUGGAACAAA
Columba livia (rock pigeon) is the source of this 3075-nucleotide messenger RNA. It is a transcript of the gene MTCP1, whose product is annotated as mature T cell proliferation 1. Gene Ontology annotation, molecular function: protein serine/threonine kinase activator activity. NCBI's taxonomy places the organism in Eukaryota, Metazoa, Chordata, Aves, Columbiformes, Columbidae. The record is from RefSeq and is a predicted model, not a curated record. The transcript is spliced from 7 exons. Bases 1013 to 1339 code for a protein of 108 amino acids.